AUGAUAUGGGGCUUCAUGGUGCAUGACCAGAAUGUGACGGCUAGGAUCGAAGAAAUCGGACGGUCCGUUUUGAAUUGCUGUAAUCGGACGGUCCGAUUUUUUGCUGGGAAGGGAUCUAGAAUGUUGCAAUGUGACCACUACAUGCCGCCGGAUCGGUACAAUCCAAUAGCGGAGGGGUUUUUACGGGACACCGGUUUUUAUUAUGUUUCACAGAUUGGAGUUGUCCAAUGUCAGGCGGCAUUGGUUAAUGCUUUGAUUGAGAGAUGGCGCCCCGAGACUCACAGCUUCCAUUUUCCGGUUGGUGAGUGUGCUGUGACACUGGAGGAUGUGGCGUUAAUUUAUGGUCUUCCGACGAAUGGUUUGCCAGUUACGGGACCGACACUGAGUAGUUAUGAGGCGUUAGAGGCUGAAUGCUUGGAUCAGUUUGGUGUUGCACCUAGGCAGGCAGACUGUAGGGGAAGUUUCAUCAAGUUGACGUGGUUUCGAGCAUUGAAGGAUCGGUUAGUGUUGGUUGAUGAUAUCCAGAUUCAGAGGUACGUGAAGUGCCACAUAAUGUUAUUGUUUGGAACCGUUAUGUUUGGAGAUAAGUCUGGAGCAGGGGUGCACUGGAAGUUUCUCCCAUUACUCCGUAACUUUGCCGGGAUAAUACAGUUCAGUUGGGGUUCGGCAUGCCUGGCACACCUGUACAGAGCUUUGUGUAGGGCAACUCGUGUCGACUGUAAGGAGAUUGAUGGUCCGUUGACACUCUUGCUUGCCUGGGCUUGGAUCCGCCUACCGUUCCUUGCGCCGAUUCCCACCACGUUGACGACAUCUACUAUGACUGUGGCCCUCGGCCCCGCAUUGCUUACAUCGCCUAGGACCACGCAACAUCCGAGUGUCCAUCUCAUUCAAGAACCGGGUCAUCCUUGGCCGACCUUUGGAUACCCGUCUUAG
Messenger RNA from Arachis duranensis, 933 nucleotides. Its product is annotated as serine/threonine-protein phosphatase 7 long form homolog. Gene Ontology annotation, biological process: meristem development; meristem maintenance. Lineage: Eukaryota; Viridiplantae; Streptophyta; Magnoliopsida; Fabales; Fabaceae. The record is from RefSeq and is a predicted model, not a curated record. Bases 1 to 933 code for a protein of 310 amino acids. The transcript has 2 exons.